This is a messenger RNA of Rhinolophus ferrumequinum (greater horseshoe bat), 10662 nucleotides long. It is a transcript of the gene FBN1, whose product is annotated as fibrillin 1. Gene Ontology annotation, molecular function: calcium ion binding. The coding region runs from base 1140 to 9755 and encodes 2871 amino acids. The record is from RefSeq and is a predicted model, not a curated record. The transcript is spliced from 66 exons. NCBI's taxonomy places the organism in Eukaryota, Metazoa, Chordata, Mammalia, Chiroptera, Rhinolophidae.
GCUGUGGGCUGGGCAAGAGGACCAUCCGUUCACUGACCCCGUAUCAAACCCCAGGUUCCAACAUACACAGGCCUCGGGGUCGGAAUCGUACUCAGACUCGUGGUGCAUCCUGAAUCCAACCUGAGUGGCUUGAACCGAGCCUCAGAAGAGCUGCGUCUGGAGUGGGCUCUCGAUGCCCUGGCAGCAAGCCGCAGAGGCGGAGUCCCUUCCCCCACCCGCACAUCAGCCUUUGCCGCGGCCCUGGCCCGCGACGCUCCCAGCCCCAACCUCCCCUCCUCCGGCCUCCACUCCGUGCCGGGCGAGAGAGGCGCAGUGAGGAGGCGCGGGCAGCGAGGACCGGUCUCCUGUCGCGCCGGGGCCGCCGGGGCCUCCAGGGCCGCCGUCUCCUGCGCGCGUUCUUGGUGCAGGUGGCAGAGCUUUCCGCCACUUCCCGGGCUUCACAGAUCACCGGAGAGGCUAAUCUUGGGUCUUGCUCUCCCAGCCGCAGAUCUGGCUAAACCGCUACUUCACUUCUUCCCAUUCCUCCAACUCCUCACCCCAAAACGAACGAUCCCAGGCCAGGCAGGACCCGACCACCUCUGCCUCCUCCCACUGCGCUAAUCCUGCGAGCGAGGGAGGCCCCUGCGCCGAGGCGGUGGCUGGCAAAGGGGAGUGGAAAGGGAGGAUGGAUGGGGCCGAGGGGUGGGGUGGUGAUGAGGGGGAUGUAGGAGGGGGUGUCAUUUUCUUUUUCUUUCUUUUUUUAAAAAAAGUAUUUCUCUCGCGAGAAACCGCUGCUCAGACGAUACUUGAAGAGGUGGGGAAGGAGGGGGCGCGGGAGCCGCGGCAGAGACUGUGGGUGCCACGGACGGACAGGCGGCCACAGCUGGAACAACUGCGGGCGGAGCGGGGCAGUGGCUGCCGCGGCCGGGACCAAGGGAUAGCCACCGCCGCCUCGGGAGCGGGAGCCGCCGCUUUUCCACUGGCACUGGCGGCCUGAAGUGGGAGCAGCGCCUGGAGAAGGCGGGAGGAGCCCGGCCCGGGGGACGGGCGGCGGGAGAGCGGGACCCCGGCGGCGCGGCGCGCUUAAGGGCGCAGCGGCUGCCGCGGAGCGAGCCCGGAGCGCGGCGAGAGGCGGCGGGAGCCGGCUGGCGCUCGGCAUCAUGCUCAGAGGGGGGCUGCUGGAGGUCGCCCUGGGAUUUACCGUGCUUUUAGCGUCCUACACGAGCCAUGGGGCGGACACCAAUUUGGAGGCUGGGAACGCGAAGGAAACCAGAGCCAGCCGGGCCAAGAGAAGAGGCGGCGGAGGACACGACGCGCUGAAAGGACCCAAUGUCUGUGGAUCACGUUAUAAUGCUUACUGUUGCCCUGGAUGGAAAACCUUACCUGGUGGAAAUCAGUGCAUUGUUCCCAUUUGCCGGCAUUCCUGUGGGGAUGGAUUUUGUUCUAGGCCAAAUAUGUGCACUUGCCCAUCUGGUCAGAUAUCUCCUUCCUGUGGCUCCAGAUCCAUCCAACACUGUAAUAUUCGCUGUAUGAACGGAGGUAGCUGCAGUGAUGAUCACUGUAUAUGCCAGAAAGGAUACAUUGGGACUCACUGUGGACAACCUGUCUGUGAAAGUGGCUGCCUCAACGGAGGCAGGUGUGUGGCCCCAAAUCGAUGUGCAUGCACUUACGGCUUUACUGGACCCCAGUGUGAAAGAGAUUACAGGACAGGCCCAUGUUUUACUGUGGUCAGCAAUCAGAUGUGCCAGGGACAGCUCAGCGGGAUUGUCUGCACCAAAACACUCUGCUGUGCCACAGUCGGCCGAGCCUGGGGCCACCCCUGUGAGAUGUGCCCUGCCCAGCCCCACCCGUGUCGCCGUGGCUUCAUUCCAAAUAUUCGCACAGGAGCUUGUCAAGAUGUGGAUGAAUGCCAGGCCAUCCCUGGGCUCUGUCAAGGAGGAAAUUGCAUUAAUACUGUUGGGUCUUUUGAGUGCAAAUGCCCUGCUGGACACAAAUUUAAUGAAGUGUCACAAAAAUGUGAAGAUAUCGAUGAAUGCAGCACUAUUCCUGGCAUCUGUGACGGGGGCGAAUGUACAAACACAGUCAGCAGUUACUUUUGCAAAUGUCCCCCUGGAUUUUACACCUCUCCAGAUGGUACCAGAUGUAUAGAUGUUCGCCCAGGAUACUGUUACACGGCUCUGGCAAACGGGCGCUGUUCUAACCAGCUACCACAGUCUAUAACCAAAAUGCAGUGCUGCUGUGACAUUGGCCGAUGCUGGUCUCCGGGGGUCACCAUCGCCCCUGAGAUGUGUCCCAUUAGAGCAACUGAGGAUUUCAACAAGCUGUGCUCUGUCCCUAUGGUAAUCCCUGAGAGACCAGGAUAUCCUCCCCCACCCCUUGGCCCCGUUCCUCCAGUUCACCCUGUUCCUCCUGGCUUUCCUCCUGGACCUCCAAUUCCGGUCCCUCGACCACCAGUGGAAUAUCCGUAUCCAUCUCGGGAACCACCAAGGGUGCUGCCAGUCAAUGUCACUGAUUACUGCCAGUUGUUUCGUUAUCUCUGUCAAAACGGACGCUGUAUUCCAACUCCUGGGAGCUACCGUUGUGAGUGCAACAAAGGAUUCCAGCUGGACCUCCGUGGGGAGUGCAUUGAUGUUGAUGAAUGCGAGAAAAACCCUUGUGCUGGUGGAGAGUGUGUCAAUAACCAGGGAUCGUACACUUGUCAGUGCCGAACUGGCUAUCAGAGCACACUUACCCGGACAGAAUGCCGAGACAUUGAUGAAUGUUUGCAGAAUGGCCGUAUUUGCAAUAAUGGACGUUGCAUCAAUACAGAUGGCAGUUUCCAUUGUGUGUGUAAUGCAGGCUUUCAUGUUUCACGAGAUGGGAAGAACUGUGAAGAUAUGGAUGAAUGCAGCAUAAGGAACAUGUGUCUUAAUGGAAUGUGUAUCAAUGAAGAUGGCAGUUUUAAAUGUAUUUGCAAACCUGGAUUUCAACUGGCAUCAGAUGGGCGUUACUGCAAAGAUAUUAAUGAGUGUGAAACACCUGGGAUCUGCAUGAACGGGCGCUGUGUCAACACGGAUGGCUCCUACAGAUGUGAAUGCUUUCCUGGACUGGCCGUGGGUCUGGAUGGACGUGUGUGUGUUGACACACACAUGCGGAGCACAUGCUACGGUGGAUACAAGAGAGGCCAGUGUGUCAAACCCUUGUUUGGUGCUGUUACUAAAUCUGAAUGCUGUUGCGCCAACACUGAGUAUGCAUUUGGGGAGCCUUGCCAGCCAUGUCCUGCACAGAAUUCAGCGGAAUAUCAGGCACUCUGCAGCAGUGGUCCUGGCAUGACAUCAGCAGGCAGUGAUAUAAACGAAUGUGCAUUAGAUCCUGAUAUUUGCCCAAAUGGAAUUUGUGAAAAUCUCCGGGGGACCUACAAGUGUAUAUGCAAUUCAGGAUAUGAAGUGGAUUCAACUGGGAAAAACUGUGUUGAUAUUAAUGAAUGUGUAUUGAACAGUCUACUUUGUGACAAUGGACAAUGUAGAAACACUCCUGGAAGUUUUGUCUGUACCUGUCCCAAGGGAUUUAUAUACAAACCUGACCUAAAAACCUGUGAAGACAUUGACGAAUGUGAAUCAAAUCCUUGCAUUAAUGGAGUCUGCAAGAAUAGCCAAGGCUCUUUUAUUUGUGAGUGUUCUUCUGAAAGUACUUUGGAUCCAACAAAAACCAUCUGCAUAGAAACCAUCAAGGGCACUUGCUGGCAGACUGUCAUCGAUGGGCGGUGUGAGAUCAACAUCAAUGGAGCCACCUUGAAAUCCCAGUGCUGUUCCUCCCUUGGUGCUGCCUGGGGAAGCCCGUGUACCCUAUGCCAAGUCGAUUCCGUAUGUGGUAAAGGCUUUUCAAGAAUUAAAGGAACACAGUGUGAAGACAUAAACGAAUGUGAAGUGUUCCCAGGAGUAUGCAAAAAUGGCUUAUGUGUUAACUCUAAGGGAUCAUUUAAGUGUCAGUGUCCCAAUGGGAUGACUUUGGAUGCUACAGGGAGGAUCUGCCUGGAUAUCCGCCUGGAAACCUGCUUCCUGAGGUAUGAGGACGAGGAGUGCACUCUGCCCAUUGCUGGCCGCCACCGCAUGGAUGCCUGCUGCUGCUCCGUUGGGGCAGCCUGGGGUACAGAGGAAUGCGAGGAGUGUCCCGUGAGAAACACACCUGAGUACGAGGAGCUCUGUCCCAGAGGACCCGGAUUUGCCACAAAAGAAAUUACAAAUGGAAAACCUUUCUUCAAAGAUAUCAAUGAAUGCAAGAUGAUCCCCAGCCUCUGCACCCACGGCAAGUGCAGAAACACCAUAGGCAGCUUUAAGUGCAGGUGUGACAGUGGCUUUGCUCUUGAUUCUGAAGAAAGGAACUGCACAGACAUUGAUGAAUGCCGCAUAUCUCCUGACCUCUGUGGCCGAGGCCAGUGUGUGAACACCCCAGGAGACUUUGAAUGCAAAUGUGACGAAGGCUAUGAAAGUGGAUUCAUGAUGAUGAAGAACUGCAUGGAUAUUGAUGAAUGUCAGCGAAAUCCUCUCCUGUGCCGGGGAGGCGUUUGCCUAAACACGGAGGGAAGUUACCGCUGUGAAUGUCCUCCUGGUCAUCAGCUGUCCCCCAACAUUUCAGCAUGUAUAGAUAUCAAUGAGUGUGAACUGAGUGCGAACCUCUGUCCCAAUGGCCGCUGUGUGAACCUCAUAGGGAAAUAUCAGUGUGCCUGCAACCCUGGCUAUCAUUCAACUCCUGACAGGCUGUUUUGUGUUGACAUUGACGAAUGCAGCAUAAUGAACGGUGGUUGUGAGACCUUCUGUACGAACUCGGAAGGUAGCUAUGAAUGUAGCUGUCAGCCAGGAUUCGCACUAAUGCCCGACCAGAGGUCAUGUACUGACAUUGAUGAGUGUGAAGAUAACCCCAAUAUCUGCGAUGGGGGUCAGUGUACAAACAUACCUGGAGAGUACAGGUGUCUGUGUUUUGAUGGAUUCAUGGCAUCCGAAGACAUGAAGACUUGUGUAGAUGUGAAUGAAUGUGACCUGAAUCCAAAUAUCUGUCUAAGUGGAACCUGUGAAAACACUAAAGGCUCAUUUAUCUGCCAUUGUGAUAUGGGAUAUUCAGGCAAAAAGGGAAAAACUGGCUGCACAGACAUCAAUGAAUGUGAAAUUGGAGCACACAACUGCGACAGACAUGCUGUAUGUACCAACACAGCAGGAAGCUUCAAAUGUAGCUGCAGUCCCGGGUGGAUUGGCGAUGGCAUUAAGUGCACUGAUCUGGACGAAUGCUCCAAUGGAACCCACAUGUGCAGCCAGCAUGCAGAUUGCAAGAAUACCAUGGGUUCUUACCGCUGUCUCUGUAAGGAAGGAUAUACGGGCGAUGGCUUCACUUGCACAGAUCUUGAUGAGUGCUCUGAGAAUCUGAAUUUGUGUGGCAAUGGCCAGUGCCUCAACGCCCCAGGAGGAUACCGCUGUGAAUGUGACAUGGGCUUUGUGCCCAGUGCUGAUGGGAAAGCCUGUGAAGAUAUUGAUGAGUGUUCCCUUCCGAACAUCUGUGUUUUUGGAACUUGCCACAACCUGCCCGGCCUGUUCCGUUGUGAGUGCGAGAUAGGCUAUGAAUUGGACCGAAGCGGCGGGAACUGCACAGAUGUUAAUGAAUGUCUGGAUCCAACCACGUGUAUCAGUGGGAACUGUGUCAACACUCCAGGCAGCUAUACCUGUGAUUGUCCACCCGAUUUUGAGCUGAAUCCAACUCGAGUUGGCUGUGUUGAUACCCGCUCUGGAAAUUGCUAUCUGGAUGUUCGACCUCGAGGAGACAAUGGAGACACAGCCUGUAGCAAUGAAAUUGGAGUUGGUGUUUCCAAGGCUUCCUGCUGUUGUUCUCUGGGUAAAGCCUGGGGUACUCCUUGUGAGUUGUGCCCUGCUGUGAACACAUCUGAGUACAAAAUUCUUUGUCCUGGAGGAGAAGGUUUUCGACCCAAUCCUAUCACUGUUAUAUUGGAAGAUAUUGACGAGUGCCAGGAGCUUCCAGGGCUGUGCCAAGGCGGGAAAUGUAUCAACACCUUCGGCAGUUUCCAGUGCCGCUGUCCAACGGGUUACUACCUGAAUGAAGAUACCCGAGUGUGUGAUGAUGUGAAUGAAUGUGAAACUCCGGGCAUCUGUGGUCCAGGAACAUGUUACAACACCGUUGGCAACUACACCUGUAUUUGCCCUCCAGACUACAUGCAAGUGAAUGGAGGGAAUAAUUGCAUGGACAUGAGAAGAAGUCUGUGCUAUAGAAACUAUUAUGCUGACAACCAGACUUGUGACGGAGAACUGUUGUUCAAUAUGACCAAGAAGAUGUGCUGUUGUUCCUACAACAUUGGCCGAGCCUGGAAUAAGCCCUGUGAACAGUGUCCCAUCCCAAGCACAGAUGAAUUUGCUACACUCUGUGGAAGUCAAAGGCCAGGCUUCAUCAUUGACAUUUACACCGGCUUACCUGUUGAUAUUGAUGAAUGCCGGGAGAUCCCAGGGGUCUGUGAAAAUGGAGUGUGUAUCAACAUGGUUGGCAGCUUCAGAUGUGAAUGCCCAGUGGGCUUCUUCUAUAAUGACAAGCUGUUGGUUUGUGAAGAUAUUGAUGAGUGUCAAAACGGUCCAGUGUGCCAGCGCAAUGCCGAAUGCAUCAACACUGCUGGCAGCUACCGCUGUGACUGCAAGCCUGGCUACCGCUUCACUUCCACGGGGCAGUGCAAUGAUCGCAAUGAAUGUCAAGAAAUUCCCAACAUAUGCAGCCAUGGACAGUGUAUUGACACAGUCGGAAGCUUUUAUUGCAUUUGCCACACUGGUUUUAAAACAAAUGCUGAUCAAACCAUGUGUUUGGACAUAAAUGAAUGUGAAAGAGACGCCUGUGGGAAUGGAACUUGCCGGAACACAAUUGGUUCCUUCAACUGCCGCUGCAAUCAUGGUUUCAUCCUUUCUCACAACAAUGACUGUAUAGAUGUUGAUGAAUGUGCAACUGGAAAUGGGAACCUUUGCAGAAAUGGCCAGUGCAUCAAUACAGUGGGGUCCUUCCAGUGUCAGUGCAAUGAAGGCUAUGAGGUGGCUCCAGAUGGGAGAACCUGUGUGGAUAUCAACGAAUGUGUUCUAGAACCCGGAAAAUGUGCACCAGGCACCUGUCAGAACUUGGAUGGGUCUUACAGAUGCAUUUGUCCACCUGGAUACAGUCUACAAAAUGACAAGUGUGAAGAUAUUGAUGAGUGUGUUGAAGAGCCAGAAAUCUGUGCCUUGGGUACAUGCAGUAACACUGAAGGCAGCUUCAAGUGUCUGUGUCCAGAUGGGUUCUCCUUGUCCUCCACUGGUAGAAGGUGCCAAGAUUUGCGAAUGAGCUACUGUUAUGCGAAGUUUGAAGGAGGAAAGUGUUCAUCACCCAAAUCCAGAAAUCACUCCAAACAGGAAUGUUGCUGUGCCUUGAAGGGAGAAGGUUGGGGCGAUCCCUGCGAGCUGUGUCCCACUGAACCCGAUGAGGCCUUCCGCCAGAUCUGUCCCUAUGGAAGUGGGAUCAUUGUGGGACCUGAUGAUUCAGCAGUUGAUAUGGAUGAAUGCAAAGAACCUGAUGUCUGCAAACAUGGGCAGUGCAUCAAUACAGAUGGUUCCUAUCGCUGCGAGUGUCCCUUUGGUUACAUUCUGGAAGGGAAUGAAUGUGUGGAUACUGAUGAAUGUUCCGUGGGCAAUCCUUGUGGAAAUGGAACCUGUAAGAAUGUGAUUGGAGGUUUUGAAUGCACCUGUGAGGAGGGAUUUGAGCCUGGUCCAAUGAUGACUUGUGAAGAUAUAAACGAGUGUGCCCAGAAUCCUCUGCUCUGUGCCUUCCGAUGUGUGAACACUUAUGGGUCAUAUGAAUGCAAAUGUCCUGCUGGAUAUGUUUUGAGAGAAGACAGGAGGAUGUGCAAAGAUGAGGAUGAGUGUGAAGAGGGGAAACACGACUGUGCUGAAAAACAAAUGGAAUGCAAGAACCUCAUUGGUACAUACAUAUGCAUCUGCGGACCAGGCUAUCAGCGGACACCUGAUGGAGAAGGCUGCGUAGAUGAAAAUGAAUGUCAGACCAAGCCGGGGAUCUGUGAGAAUGGGCGCUGCCUCAACACUCGGGGAAGCUACACUUGUGAGUGCAAUGAUGGGUUCACAGCCAGCCCCACCCAGGAUGAGUGCCUUGACAACCGGGAAGGAUACUGCUUCACAGAGGUGCUCCAAAACAUGUGUCAGAUUGGCUCAAGCAACAGGAACCCUGUCACCAAGUCUGAAUGCUGCUGUGACGGAGGGAGAGGCUGGGGUCCCCACUGUGAGAUCUGUCCUUUCCAGGAUACUGUGGCUUUCAAAAAACUCUGCCCUCAUGGCCGCGGAUUUAUGACCAAUGGAGCAGAUAUUGAUGAGUGCAAGGUUAUUCAUGAUGUUUGCCGAAAUGGAGAAUGUAUCAAUGACAGGGGAUCAUAUCACUGCAUUUGUAAAACUGGCUACACUCCAGAUAUAACUGGGACUGCCUGUAUAGAUCUGAAUGAAUGCAACCAGGCUCCCAAGCCCUGCAAUUUUAUCUGUAAAAACACAGAAGGGAGUUACCAGUGUUCGUGCCCAAAAGGCUACAUUCUGCAGGAGGAUGGAAGGAGCUGUAAAGAUCUUGAUGAGUGUGCAACUAAGCAACACAACUGCCAGUUCCUGUGUGUCAACACCAUUGGCAGCUUCGCAUGUAAAUGUCCUCCGGGAUUUACCCAACACCACACUGCCUGCAUUGAUAACAAUGAAUGCACCUCUGAUAUCAACCUGUGUGGGUCUAAGGGCAUUUGCCAGAAUACUCCUGGAAGCUUCACCUGUGAAUGCCAGCGUGGAUUCUCCCUUGAUCAGAGUGGUGCCAGUUGUGAAGAUGUGGAUGAGUGUGAAGGAAACCAUCGCUGCCAGCACGGCUGCCAGAACAUCAUCGGGGGCUACAGGUGCAGCUGUCCCCAAGGCUAUCUCCAGCAUUACCAGUGGAACCAGUGUGUUGAUGAAAACGAAUGCCUCAGUGCUCACAUUUGUGGGGGAGCUUCCUGUCACAACACCCUGGGGAGCUACAAGUGCAUGUGCCCCGCCGGCUUCCAGUACGAGCAGUUCAGUGGAGGAUGCCAAGACAUCAACGAAUGUGGCUCUUCACAGGCCCCCUGCAGCUAUGGCUGUUCCAAUACUGAGGGCGGCUAUCUGUGCGGCUGUCCACCGGGUUACUUCCGAAUUGGCCAAGGGCACUGUGUUUCUGGAAUGGGCAUGGGCCGAGGAAGCCCAGAGCCACCUGCCAGCAGUGAAAUGGAUGACAAUUCUCUGUCCCCAGAGGCUUGCUACGAGUGUAAGAUCAACGGCUACCCCAAACGGGGCAGGAAACGGAGAAGCGCCAACGAAACAGAUGCCUCCAACAUUGAGGAUCAGCCCGAGAUAGAAGCCAAUGUGAGUCUUGCAAGUUGGGACGUUGACAAGACAGCCAUGUUCGCUUUCAAUAUUUCCCACAUCAGUAACAAGGUCCGAAUCCUAGAACUCCUUCCAGCCCUCACAACUCUGACGAAUCACAACAGAUACUUGAUUGAAUCUGGAAAUGAAAAUGGCUUCUUCAAAAUCAACCAAAAGGAAGGGAUCAGCUACCUCCACUUCACAAAGAAGAAGCCAGUGGCUGGAACCUAUUCAUUACACAUCAGUAGUACUCCACUUUAUAAAAAGAAAGAACUCAAUCAGCUAGAAGAUAAAUAUGACAAAGACUACCUCAGUGGUGAACUGGGUGAUAAUCUGAAGAUGAAAAUUCAGAUUUUGCUUCAUUAAUUCACCAUCCAGAGACCAAAUAAUUAAAAAACAAAGAUAGAUAGGUAGAACUGAAUUUCCCCCCAGUCAGAAUCUUCAUAUCAUAGGUACAACCUUUCACCACAUAAAUUUCUAUAAAUAAGCACUAUUCUUGUAUUACAAAAGCAAGGUACAGGUGACUACCCUAGUUCAAAACAACCACUUUCUCAGGCUUCUCAUGUGUAGCUAAGCUACCUUGUCAUAUGUGUUGAUUCUUGAAAACUGGGAUGUGUAUUUCCAUUGGGGGUUGGCUAUUCAUACUCACAUGCCAUCCUUCUAACAGAUGUACAGGAAUGUGCUCUCAAUUGAUGGACUGUUCUAUUUUUUUCAAAUUUUAAACUUUGCUUCUCCAAAUACAAGUACUAGGUUGGCCAUCUCUAAUAUCUAUUUGGUGCUAGUAAAUUCUCAAACUAGAUUCAUAAAUGCACUGUAAUAUUUACACAACUUAGAAACCAAAUUGCAAGUAUUCAGCUCAAAUACUUCAUUAAUUUCAAUCAACCAAAGUUAGUUCAGUAGCUUAUCUCAGUUAUGAGUAUAAUACAUUACAUGUAAAUUAAGUGUGUGUAUACUGUAAUCGUGCUAUUUUUUAUCAUUGAAACAUUUAUAAACUAGAAUAAUAAUGCCCUUAAACUGAGGGCUUGUAAUGGUGCUUAUUAAGACCAAAGACUUGUUAAAUGUGUACACCAAGUGGUAUUGAAAUUUCUGUGACUGGCCCGCACGUGCAUGGAGGUCUGGGCGGACCAGGAAACAGCCUCAGCAGUCAGAGGAUCACCAGUGCAUCCUUCAUCACACUUGUGCAAUCUUCCAAGAUUACCCUCGGUCAUUCUUGUCCACAAGGGGUCCAUGUCAUAAAUGUCACAAUAAAACAGUCUCUUCUUUUUUUAGUGUA